AUGUUCGACAGUUAUCCAGGACCGAAAUCAUUUUUGUUGUUGGUGUGUAAAGAGGUUACUGAAGCAUUGCGGGGUCCCGAGCCUAAUCCGCUAGCUUUGCCCCCUAAAUUAAGGGACGAACUACCAAAUCUGACGGAAGAUCUGUACCCUUUACAUGAUUGCUUCUCCUCGAAAUAUAUAUCUACUCUUAUACUCCCAGAUGGUUCAGGAGGAGGAGGAUGGCUCGCACAAUUCCUUACCCUUCGAGAUAUUACCCAAUUCGUGGUCGCCGCUUCGAUUCAAUAUACGAUAAAUAGAGAAACUCGUGAUGCAUAUCUUCCAGCAGCAUCAGAGCGAACGAGGAAUGCCGUUCUACGGGCGAUUGAGAAUAUGCGAAUACCACCGCGAUUUUCAAAGGAGGAUUUGAUUGGUACUUUCACCGAUCAAUAUCGAAUUAUUCUUCCAGAUACACCAGAUUUGAGAAGACAAUCAAUGCAAAUAGAAGCAGAUGACAAGGAUUUGGAUGCGAUUGAUGCAUUAUGUUUGCGACUUGGUGAUCGCCAAAUGAUAAGUCGUUUGGAUAAUCCAGAAACAAAUGAGGUCAGAUUACCUUCAAAGACAAAGUGUGUUCAGUGCGAGGAACCAGUUACUUUGAUGCGUGAAAUGACACUUGCAAGGCAAGUUUGGGACCUUCUUGAACCUUUUGAAUCCCAUGCAGAUGCUGCGAAUUUGGAACGUCAUGUCCCAACAUACUUCCAGCUUCCACCACCAAAGACGGAUGGAGCAAUCACUUUCCUUCCAGCGUACAAUACGUCAAGCGCAAGUAAUGUGAAGAUGCGCACAUUUGAUACUGAACCACCUUCACCAUUUCACAACAAGACAAGCUUCACAUCAGCAGCUGCGCAAGAUCGGUCUAGAUCGCUACCUCAUACUAUGCCGUCUCAAGUAUCGCCAAUUGUUGGCACUUUCGGUCAGAGACUGGAUACACCCAGCACACUACCCUCUUCUUCAUCUGAUUUGACUUCGUUGGAUGGUUCGAGGUCAGGUGAUGGCUCUAGAAUGCCAGAACUUCGAAAGACUUCAACUACUACAGAUGAGACAUCAUUUUCGCCAGAAUCUAUGUCAGGUCAAGGGAAUACUUCACCAAAUGACCCUUCACCUUUUGGAAUGGUCUCCGAGACUGGAACGUACUUUGUCAAUCGAUCUGCACUUAGAAUAGUUAAUCUUCAAACUUCCGCACAUGUUGUGGAACACCCUUUACCAUCAAAUCUAUGGGCUAGUAGUAUAGCCAUAUCUCCCAACGAAACUACCGUUGCUGUAGGAUUUACCAACGCAACCGUUCAUUUCUUCAAAACCACUCAAUCAGGUGAACCAAGGGAAGAUCGUCUCCAUAGUCGAAUCCACAACGAAUGCGAAGACUGUCCAGAAGUAGAGACACUCUCCUACUCCGACGAUGGCAUGCAUCUUCUAGCCAGCACGAGAAGUGCCAAAAGCGGCGCCAUUCAGAUAUAUUUUUGGAUGACUCCAAUGAAAGCUUCUCAAGAACUUGUAUCCUGUCGAUAUCAUGUCCCUUUGCAUGAAUCAGAAGAUCGAGGAUUAUCAUCUGCAAUAUUCCGCUCCAGAACCGGUAUUGAAGAAAUUCUCGUUUGUAUAACGACUUGGACACAAUCUGGCGUUCCCAUUCUCGUCCAUCCUAAAACAGGGCAAAAAACAGAUAUAAAGACCGCGACCAAUCGAUCGGGAAAACUAGGAAGUCGUAUUCAAUGUGCUAGUUUUUCGCCAUCAGGAAAAGACCUAGCUAUGGUGAAUGAAAAAGGACAUUUAUAUUUAAUCUCGGCACUUAAUUCUAGUCCAUUGGAUAUUCGAAAAAUAGCAGUUUCGAGGGAACUUACGAUUAAAUCUGAUUCUUUCGCAAUGGGAUUUGUGUCAUUGCCGGAUGAAGAGGCAGCGAUUGUUAUGGCGUGGAUUGAUCCUUCGAAGGCCGAGAAGGGGAUGAUUAGGAAAAUUCCUUUGACUGUUAACGAAACAAACAUAUCCACCACCCCCGUUCUCCAAAAAUCAGAAUCAAGCUCCGGGACAAAUCCAUAUAUGUCUGGUGCCAUAAAUGAAUUACCGGGAGAUUCAAGACCGAUUGAAAUGGUGGCGGAUGAGGAACCAAUUACGAAGUAUAGGAUGAUGGGUUUUGUAAAGUAUCCGAAGAAGUAG
Sclerotinia sclerotiorum 1980 UF-70 is the source of this 2184-nucleotide messenger RNA. RefSeq lists its product as hypothetical. Gene Ontology annotation, molecular function: protein binding. The transcript has 5 exons. The coding region runs from base 1 to 2184 and encodes 727 amino acids. The record is from RefSeq and is a predicted model, not a curated record. Lineage: Eukaryota; Fungi; Ascomycota; Leotiomycetes; Helotiales; Sclerotiniaceae.